AUGCCCAAAGGGAAAAGGAAAGCCCUGAGCAGUCUGUGGAAAAACGGCAAGAAGAAGGACGAUAAGAAAGGGAAAGAAAAGCCGGUCGAGAAUCCAGAAAAAGAUAAGUUGACAACGACAAAUGAGGAACCAUUUACAGGAAGGAUGGAGGUGGAAGAUUACGAUACAGCUUCGGUAAGUCUCAAGGCUGUGCAAUCGUCUAGUGUCUUGAUGGUUGAUAUGGUUCAGGGGCCGACGGAAGAACUCUAUGAGGAUGGAGAUUCCCAAUACGGCAGUAUCAAUGAUCGCGGAGACGAUAGCCAGGAAAUGGUGCUAGAGACUUUUGAACUUUGGCGCACGGAUAGGGAAAGUCCCUGGGAUGUAUGGAUUCCAGAUGAUGUUGACAGAGACCCAGAGGAGGGUCCAGAGUCCCGGAAGUACGUCUUGAUAGUCCGCCGUGAGAAGGACCGCAAGAAACACAGUCUCAGUCUCCAUUCCAUCACGGUCCAGAGUCCUCUAAUUAGGAAGGUUCUUGACCACACCUUCGAUGGAUACGAAGGUAUGAGUACCAAGCUCAAGGAGCUGACAUUCUACGCACCUUUUCACGAAUUCUACAACAGAUGGCACCUGUUCCAGAAGCUUUAUUUGGAGGAGCGAGACAUAGAAACUCGAGAGCACCUCGGCUUACUGGUGCCAAUCAUACGCAGAGAAGUCUUACCGCAUAUCGAAGCAAUGAAAUAUCAUACCCAGCACGGAGUAAUCCCUUUUACAUACCUUUGGGCGAUAUUUCCACCGGGCCUGGAUAUCUAUUCCAAGGCUGAUAGCCAGGACAGAAUUUACAGAGUCAAAAAGAGUCAAUAUUCCGCCGGAUAUGACGGCAGACCGUACUUCCUUAUUCGCUGCAGAUACAUCGACGGCGACGGUGACUGCUUUGGUUAUGUCACAACAUCUAUUAGCAUGAAUGAGUUCGAUGGUGUAAAGAAAAUCACGGAUUUGAACGCAGUCCCGAGUCACCUUCAUCCAGGAGCGAGGGACGUAGUAAAGAGGUUGCACUCUCGAGGCAAGAAGUUUGAGAAACUCAACGGCUAUCAUAUGCUGUCGUACUCUGGCUUUUACAACGCCAUAGCUGACGGACGCUCUGAGAAACGUCACACUGAGGGCAGUCGUAUAAUCGUAGACCCGAAAGUCUUCGCCAUCUACAAUAGCCAUUCCAGCCAACCACUAGACACACUUGAGACCAGACCCCCUCCAGAAGAAGGAGAAGCGAGUUUGCACUUCGGAAUUGCGAGUGUGGUCCACAAAGCAGCGAUGCAAGCAUUCAAAGAAUUUGACAAAUUGAUGAAGCGCAACGACGAGAAUUUCUCUGAUAGCUCCGAGUUUUACGUGGAUAACAUAAGUCCUAUAGAAUGGAGCAAGGAUGCCUUCCAGAGACUAGUUCUUCCCGGUGGCUACAAGGAGAUUAUUCAUGCAUUUGUCACGGAGCAGCUGUCCUCAAAUGACACAUUCGAUGACAUAGUUCAGGGGAAAGGCCAAGGUUUCAUUAUGUUACUCAGUGGAGAGCCAGGAGUUGGCAAGACACUAACGGUGGAAUCCGUUGCCGAUGAAAUGCGCAAGCCUCUGUACUCUAUGAGCGCAGGUGAGCUUGGCGAAGGCGCAGGUGAAGUUGAGCGGUCGUUGGAAACCGUUCUUGAGCUUACGAACAGAUGGGGGGCAAUUCUUCUUCUCGAUGAGUGUGACAUCUUCCUCGAGAAGCGUACAACGGCAGAUAUUCAGCGCAAUAGACUAGUUUCGCUUUUUCUCAAGCAGUUAGAGUACUACCGCGGUGUGAUGUUUCUCACCACCAACCGCGUCUCAACGAUCGACUCUGCCUUCGAGUCUCGAAUUCAUCUUGCAAUCAACUACCCCAACCUAGACUUCCAAAGCAGGCUUCAGAUAUGGCAGACAUUCAUUAGGCCUUGCCACGAUACGUCCCAGUACUCCAGCAAGAUGAAUGAUAAAGACCUAGAGCGCCUAGCCAAAAAUGAAAUGAACGGGCGACAAAUCAAGAAUGUUGUCAAAACAGCGCGGUUGCUGGCCAAGCAGAAGAAUAUUCCAUUGGCGGUGGAACAUAUUGAGAUGGUGCUGAAAGUGAAGUCGAACAAUCAUAUGUAG
This is a messenger RNA of Lachnellula hyalina, 2130 nucleotides long. It is a transcript of the gene TBP2, whose product is annotated as 26S proteasome regulatory subunit 4-like protein. The coding region runs from base 1 to 2130 and encodes 709 amino acids. The record is from RefSeq and is a predicted model, not a curated record. Gene Ontology annotation, molecular function: ATP binding; ATP hydrolysis activity. Lineage: Eukaryota; Fungi; Ascomycota; Leotiomycetes; Helotiales; Lachnaceae. The transcript is spliced from 6 exons.